AAAACAAGACGUAGAAUGGCCGAUGAGCUUGUUUCCGUCACUAAUGGGAUUGUGCUGCUGUGAUUUGUCGGACCGGAGGGAAGGUUGAUCCACACACGCUCGGUUGGUGCAGCAUCGCGGUGCGCGCUCGGGGAUGAUCAGGAUCUUCCCGGAUUUCAGUGUUCAGGUGACGGCGGCGGCGGCUGCAGGUGCGGGAGCCGGUGGAGGGAUGCCGGCUGCGUCCAGACUCCCGGUAGCUAACGGGAACCCGCAAAACGUCCAAGGCUUGACGUCUUACCAACAAAGCGAGCCAUACUGGGAGAGGUCUGCUAAUGCAAGCUCCUGCUCCGCCACUAGGCCCAAGACACUCCACCUUGGAGGGCAACAACAUACCUCAUCACCAUGGUUGCAGGCUCUGAGGAAGGAGAAGUCACGUGACGCCGCUCGCUCGCGCCGGGGGAAGGAAAACUUCGAGUUCUAUGAGCUGGCAAAGAUGCUUCCACUCCCCGGCGCCAUCACCAGCCAGCUGGACAAGGCCUCCAUCAUCCGCCUCACCAUCAGCUACCUUAAGAUGAGGGACUUUGCCAACCAGGGGGACCCGCCGUGGAACCUGCGCGUCGAAGGACCGCCGCCCAACACCUCAGUCAAAGCUAUCGGGUCCCAGCGGAGGCGGAGCCCCAGCGCUGUUGCCGCGGAGAUCUUUGAGCCUCACCUUGGCAGCCACAUCCUGCAGUCCCUGGAUGGAUUUAUAUUUGCACUAAACAAGGAGGGGAGGUUUUUGUACAUCUCAGAGACGGUGUCCAUAUACCUGGGGCUUUCACAGGUAGAGCUGACGGGCAGCAGUGUGUUUGAUUACGUUCACCCGGGCGAUCAUGUGGAGAUGGCCGAGCAGCUGGGCAUGAAGCUUCCGCCGGGCAGAGGGCUGCUGUCUCAGGGCGGCGGGGCCGAGGACGGGGCCAGCUCUGCCUCUUCUUCCUCUCACUCUGAGACACCUGAGCCAGUGGAGUCGAACAGCCCUAGUCUUCUGUCGCCGGAUAACAUUCUAGAACGUUCCUUCUUCAUCCGUAUGAAGUCCACACUCACCAAGAGAGGCGUCCACAUCAAGUCCUCUGGAUACAAGGUUAUCCACAUUACCGGCAGGCUGCGGAUAAGAAUGGCAUUAACACACAGUCGUUCGGUACCCAAUCAAAUCAUGGGCAUGGUUGUGGUGGCACACGCACUUCCUCCGCCAACCAUCAAUGAGGUUCGGAUUGACUGCCAGAUGUUUGUUACACGGGUCAACAUGGAUCUCAACAUCAUCUACUGUGAAAACAGAAUCAGCGAUUACAUGGACCUGACACCUGUUAUACACAUUACCGGCAGGCUGCGGAUAAGAAUGGCAUUAACACACAGUCGUUCGGUACCCAAUCAAAUCAUGGGCAUGGUUGUGAUGGCACACGCACUUCCUCCACCAACCAUCAAUGAGGUUCGGAUCGACUGCCAGAUGUUUGUUACACGGGUCAACAUGGAUCUCAACAUCAUCUACUGUGAAAACAGAGAAGGACUGCACAGAGUGAUGAAUAAAGGUCAGUGUGUGACAAAGUAUUACCGCUGGAUUCAGAAAAAUGGAGGUUAUAUCUGGAUCCAGUCCAGUGCCACUAUUGCAAUCAACGCCAAGAACGGCAACGAGAAAAACAUAAUCUGGGUCAACUAUGUACUCAGUAAUCCAGAGUACAAAGACACACCCAUGGAUAUCGCACAACUGCCUAACCUGCCAGAGAAAGCAUCAGAGUCCUCAGAAACAUCUGAUUCUGAAUCCGACUCCAAGGAGAACUCUGAAGACAACGAAAACUCCAAGUCAGAUGGUAAGGGCAAUCAGUCUUCCGAGAACAGUGAAGAUCCAGAGUCAGACAGUAAGAAACAGACGGGCCGGCCACCAGAGCAAGAAAUGAGACGACAGGAGGAAGGAGACAGUUCCAGCAAUCCAGAAAGUCAGGACAGUGAUGAUAGUCUGGAACCUUCUGACUGUGAAACUGACCACAAGGAGUGCCGCCUGGGUGGUUUACAUAUAAAGGUGGAGCGCUAUGGUGACGGUGAGGUGGAGGAACUGCAGGACUCGCCCUCCUCUUGCUCCUCCUCAGAAGAAGAGGAUGAGGUGGAAGAUAUUGUAAAUAACUGCAACAGUGGAGGAGAGCUGAGCGGGCCAGCAAUGAGUAAACACCAGAAGAGAAAGAAGAGGAGAAAAAAGCAGAAAUGGGAUGGUAGUCGGCAACGUCUCUGUCUGUCUCCCUUGGCGGCUGCUACCCCCAGCCCUGGCAGCCUGGACCCCGCCCUUGGAGACCAGCCUCCCCUCCUGCUUCCACCCUCCCCAACCAGUUCCUCUGUGCUGAAGAUCAAGACUGAGAUGUCAGAAACUAUAAACUUCGACAACGACAGCAGCAUCUGGAACUACCCACCCAACCGAGAGAUCUCCCGCAACGAGUCCCCCUACAGUAUGACAAAACCCCACAACACCUUCCCUUCUCCCCCGCCUGCCGGCCUGCAGGUGUCCAUCCCGGACUCUGUCCUCACUCCACCUGGUGCCGAGUGUGGAGGAAGCAGCAGAAAGCCCAACUUCAAUGGCAACAGUAGCAGCGGCAACAGUGCCCCUACCUCUGUGUCCAGUGCAACUCCGGGCAGCUUGGUUCCUCAUUCCAGUUCCACCACCACUGACCCGCUCUCCCCACCUCUCUCGGCCUCACCACGGGACAAGCAGCAGGGUACACCCACCUCCUCUGGUUCCCUGCUCUACACCAGUGACCUGGAAGCCCUGCAGAGGUUACAAGCGGGGAACGUGGUACUUCCAUUGGUGCACAGAGUCACAGGCACGCUUGCUGCCACAAGCACUGCUUCCCCGCGAGUCUACACCACUGGAACUAUCCGAUAUGCCCCGGCAGAUGUCAGCCUGGCCAUGCAGGGCAACCUCCUGCCUAAUGCCCACACUGCUGUGAACUUUGUGGAUGGGCCCGGCUUUGGCAUAGACCCCAAGACGCCCAUGGAGAUGCUGUACCAUCACGUGCACCGACUCAACAUGUCCACCCCCUUUGGGGGUGCGGUCAGCGGAGCCGGCCUCACGCAGAUGCCAGCUGCUAAUGUCUUCACCACAGCAGAGGGACUUUUCUCCACGCUUCCGUUUCCCGUCUACAGCAAUGGCAUCCACAACACACAGACUCUGGAGCGCAAGGAGGAUUGAGGCAAAACAUUGAGACCAUAUUACUGUGUUCAACUGUGUUAAAAAGACUCUUCUGAGGCAAAAGACUGUGUAUCAAAGUUGGGGAAAAGUGAGAUGUUCUAGCACUUUGAAUUUUGAGCAAUUGAGCUUGUGUAACUGAAAUGAAUGGUUUCUCUUCCUGUGUCUUUCUAUCUCUUCGACUUUCUUCUUUCUCGCCUCCUUACACAAGUUCUUAAUGACGGUUUCCCUAAACAGACUCAUCUCUAUUGUAAAGAGUUCCUUUUGAGCCACAGGGAAUUCAUAGCACUGUAGCGUAUGUUUUCUCUGUGGUGAGAUAUUUGUCCAGAGUAUGUAACAUCCUCAUUAGGAUGUCUUAAAGGUAUUAGAAAAAGAAAAUCGACAAGAAAGGAGACUGUUCAUGUUUCUAAAGGUAUCUUGAUGUAAUUGAGAUUGAUGCUGACAAAAGGAUUUUACCCUGUUUGAUGUAGUUCAAAGGGUUUUAUGGUUCUUUCUAAAGGGGGAAUAAUAUUUUAGAAAUAAUGCUUUUUCUUCGUUUUUUAUAGCUCAACAUAACUUGCAAAUCAUGCAUUUUAAAAAAGCAAUUUUAGCCGGGUAUUGACCUGUGAAUAGAAUGUUACUAUAAAAUCCCAGGACAUGGAACAGGUCAGUGUGAGAUUUUUCCAGUUCCAUCUUCUGUUUGCAGAUCCAUGGUGCUAUCCCUCACUCAGCUGGCUGAUGUAGGUACUGUUCCGGAACUCCAGACAAACGGCGGCUUCAGAGCUUUUCCACAGAAAAGUCAAACCUUCAACAAACUUUUUUCUUUUUUUUUGUUUUAUGUUCAUCACUUACCCAUGAGCACGGGGAGAGUAUUUUAACUCAAUCAGAUUGAGUUUGGAAAGGGAUACAAAAAAAAUUUGUUAGUUUUAUUGUUUGUUUUGAUUUUUGAAUUCUUUUUUAUCUCUCAGUGCAACUGAGACUAAUUUUGCAUCAUAAACUUGAAGAUGAAUGUUAAACUCCAACAGGCUUUGGUCAAAGCUGUUCUUAA
Sinocyclocheilus grahami is the source of this 4214-nucleotide messenger RNA. It is a transcript of the gene npas3, whose product is annotated as neuronal PAS domain protein 3. The record is from RefSeq and is a predicted model, not a curated record. The transcript is spliced from 14 exons. Gene Ontology annotation, molecular function: DNA-binding transcription factor activity, RNA polymerase II-specific; protein dimerization activity; RNA polymerase II transcription regulatory region sequence-specific DNA binding. Gene Ontology annotation, biological process: regulation of transcription by RNA polymerase II. The coding region runs from base 134 to 3190 and encodes 1018 amino acids. Lineage: Eukaryota; Metazoa; Chordata; Actinopteri; Cypriniformes; Cyprinidae.